Messenger RNA from Marasmius oreades (fairy-ring Marasmius), 1855 nucleotides. RefSeq lists its product as uncharacterized. The transcript has 9 exons. NCBI's taxonomy places the organism in Eukaryota, Fungi, Basidiomycota, Agaricomycetes, Agaricales, Marasmiaceae. Gene Ontology annotation, molecular function: RNA helicase activity; nucleic acid binding; ATP binding. The coding region runs from base 81 to 1820 and encodes 579 amino acids. Gene Ontology annotation, biological process: maturation of SSU-rRNA. The record is from RefSeq and is a predicted model, not a curated record.
CUUAUCUUAUCUCACGCCAAAACACCGAAAUUUUCUGUUCUUAGACUGAGACUCUACUAUUCACGUUCGGGAUUCUGAAUAUGGAGGCUUUCCAACUACUCUCUCGGGGGGGUAUUAGAUUCGACAAGAACCGUUUUAGCAAAGACGUUCAGCUAUUCAAUGGUAAUAUCAGAAAGCCAGAAACGAGGAAAAAUUUCAGUGCGACAUCGAAAACAGAACUUCCCCCGGAACUUGACUUCUUCAAAUAUGCUCAGGGAACUGGAAAGCGUAAAGCAGUCGGAAAGCCAGCGGAAACGUCGAAGAAGAGACGUUUAAAUUUGCAUGAUGAUGAACUAGAAAGGAAUGAGGAGGAUGAAAAUGAGCUUCCCGACGAUGAAGCAGAAGAGGAAACCUCGAAAGACGUUACUGAAAACCGUCCGAAACAAAGGCACCGUGUAACUGCAAAAGGUUCAAAGGUUCCAGAGCCUGCUGAUACGUUCAAUGAGAUGCGGGAUAGGUACCAUAUAUCGUCACAUAUCAUGGCGAAUCUAUCGAAGAACGGAUAUGAAAUUCCCACUGGAAUCCAAUCCUACGGAAUACCGAUCUUGUUGGAGUCUAGAGAUCUUGCAGCUGUAUCACCAACUGGAACAGGGAAGACGCUGUCGUAUCUGUUGCCUGUCCUAGCUGCACUGAAACAUCCGGCUUCAAGUAAGCAGGAGGAUUCUGGAGACGGUUCCGGUGUUCGAGCCCUUGUACUUGCACCGACCAAAGAACUCGCACACCAGAUACACAAUGAAUGCUUGAAGUUAUCACAAGGUCGCAAGUGGCGCAUCGUCCUCUUUAGCAAGGCAACUGCCAAUACAUUAUCAGACAAGACCGUACGAGACAAAGUAGAUAUCAUCAUAAGUACGCCGUUGCGAUUAGUAGCCUCUUUACAGUCCGGAAAUCUCAGCUUGAGCAACGUGCGACAUCUCAUUCUGGAUGAGGCCGACCGAAUGCUUGACUCGGAAUUUUUGCCACAACUUCAAGAGGUCGUCGCCGCAUGCUCACAUUCACAGUUACAGAAGGCCGUCUUUAGUGCAACCCUGCCAGCAAAUGCUGAGAAACUCACCAUGGAUUUGUUGAACGACCCAAUUCGAGUGGUUGUGGGACUCAAGGAUACACCGUUACCACUCAUCGCACAGUCAUUAACAUACGUGGCCGAUGAUCCCUCGAAACUUCCUAGCCUCUUAACACACUUUUCCCAACCCUACAAUCCACCUGUUGUCAUUUUUACAUGCACUCAAGCUCGUGCGUCAUCGUUAGCGGAGGAACUAGUCUUGAACGGGAUCCCAAACGUCGACUGCCUGCAUGCUGGAAUGACAGCGAAGGAACGAGAGGAUACUGUCAGCCGAAUGCGAAAGGGUCUAUGUUGGGUCUUGAUUAGUACAGAAGUCAUGGCUCGAGGAAUGGACUUCAAGGGUGUUCAAGAGGUUAUCAACUACGACUUCCCCACAAGUGUUCAGAGUUAUAUCCAUCGAAUUGGUCGUACGGGCCGUGCAGGACGGGAAGGGAAGGCUGUAACAUUCUUUACAGACGAAGACGCUCCCUUCUUGAAGUCGAUCGCUAAUGUGUUGCUUCAAUCUGGCUCUCUGGUUCCUGACUGGAUAUUAAAGCUUCCAAAACCGUCCAAGAUGAAACGAAGAGAGAUGGGCAAGGCCGCCCGGUCCGAGACUGUCAACCCGGCACGGAAAGUUGGGCGGAGAGACGCUCUCAAGAAGAGGGAGAUGAUUGCCGGUUCAAAGCGACGGCAGGCAAAGGAGGACAGUAAUAAAAAGUCACCCCCAGUUGAAUCCAGCUAGUUCAGGAUGGCAAUCAAUUCCUUUUACUUCCUUUU